AUGAUAGACCACAUCCUAGGCCGUCCGAGCAUCAGCUGGAAGAGAACUCAGGUCCUUCUCGUAGUCGUCUUCUGGUUCUGGCGCAUACUCCAGGGGGAUAAGGAUGGUCCCAGGCUCUUUUGGAUACGGCGGUUCAAUAGGUUUCUCAAACGCUUCACUCCUUGGCAGCUUAUUGUUGGCACGCUGACCAGUCUUUACGCAAUUCGUAAUAUGGACAGGGUUCUUGGGUUAGCAGCUUCUAAUGCAUCAUCCGUACACGCAGCCCCGGAACCACUCGCGAACCUAUACUCCCCGUCUUACUAUCGCGCAACAUGGAUCUCUACAGGUCUCGAUGUCGGCUUCGCCACCGCUCUGCCGAUCAAACCUCGGUGGUUGCGGGACAUCUGCUCCAUCUUCUUCUCGUUCUACUACAUAAUCUACGCUAAUGAAGCGGACGAAAAGCUUCGCAAAUUCCGUGCUGUGCCGACUAAGACAACGAACCCUUAUGUUGCCUAUCACCCUCGUGUCAACGUACGUCGGCGGAUGGUCUUCAUCCGCCCCAAGGAUUCGAGCCAGCGCCGCCCAAUCACGGCAUGGUUGUUCUUCGCCCCUCCGGCUGCGCAGCUUUGCCGUGCUACAGACCUCAUCCUGGAUUUCCCUGGCGGCGGAUUUGUCUCCAUGACUCCGGAACACCAUGAAGAGCGCCUCCGGAUGUGGGCUAUCCGGACAGGAAAGCCCGUGCUUUCUGUUGAGUAUGGGAAGGCGCCUGAAUACCCUUACCCGUUCUGCAUCGACGAGUGCUUCGAUAUUUAUCGCGUUCUUGUUGAGACUACUGGGAUGGUCAUCGGCAUGUCCGGACAGGCGCUCAAUGUUAUCCUCACCGGCGACUCUGCGUGCCGGCGCACAUAUGCUGUAACCGUCAUGUUCAAGAUCCUUGAAACGCAGAUGAAGUUGCCGCAUCCCCUCGCCCUCAUGGUCAACUACGCCGCCCUGGAUUUUAACUUCACAUCUUGGAUGUCCCCCAGAAUCUGCGCGUCUUGCAGGCAGAACAGUCUUCUGGGCAUUUAUCCCUUCUCCCGGAUCAGAAGGACCAUCUCCGCCAUGGUGGUGUUCGACAAAGAGGACGAAGGUUCGACGGCCGACGUCGAAGAUGAGCCGGGUGAUGACGUUGAUGACGAAGACAAGCCUCUCAAGUCGCGCAUCCGCUUCAAUCCUGAAGUAGACGCCCGGUCUGUAACGGAAAGCCCGUCGCCAAUGAACGCCCAAGACAGCGCUGCGAUCCCCUCUCCCACAAUCGAAGCCCGAGCUCCCAUAGGAACGAGGCUGACUAUGACCAGUCGGACAGGCUACUUCCAGGAUCGCAUCAUCCCUCCAAGCAUGAUGCGCGCAAUGGCCAUUCUAUACAUCGGCCCGCACCGCAAUCCCGAUUUCCAGUCUGAUUAUCAGCUCUCGCCCAUCCUCGCACCGGACCACCUCCUCGCCCAAUUUCCGCCUCUACUCAUGUCCUGCGGCGAGAAGGACCCGUUUGUAGACGACACACUCAUCUUCGCCGGGCGCGUGCGCGAAGCGAAGCGGGCGCGGCGCGCGGAACUCGAGCGCAUCAUCGCUGGCAAGAGCUCCCAAUUCGGCGAGCAGCUCCGGAUGAGCUCAAGCUUCCGAGAAGUCGGAGGCGGGUCCGACCUGCGCGCGCUGCGGCGCGAGCGCGACCGGCUGGCGUCCGAGACCGAGGAAGAUUGGGUUCGGAUGUGCCUCUUCUCCGAAUGGAGCCACGGGUACCUGCAGAUGCCCACGCUCAUGCCCGAGGUCAAGGGCGUCAUCGACAACCUCGCAGACUGGAUGGACGACGUCUUCAUCCGGCACGAGGCAAGGACGGCGCGGAAGGGAAGCCCCCAACAAGCGGCGGGCGGCGUCCAGCGGACGCGCGCGAGCCCGCCGCGCGCCAACGGAGACUCGUCCAGGACGUCGUCACAUUCGACGUCGACCCCGGACGCGACGGAUGGGUUCACGUCGGCGGCGACGUCGGAGACGGAGCUUGACACGGACGAGGUGCUCUCGUUCUCGCCCAGGCGCCGCUCGCCCCCAGACUCCUCGUCGGGGACGCUACGACGACUGCCUGUCGACCCCGCGCGGCGGCCGUCGGAGUCGUCCAAGACACACACCCAGACGGCAGUCGCGGCGAGCGGGGCGCAUGCGAUUGCGCACGCCGACGCAAGCACGCCGCAGCCGCCGCAGAUGGGCGGCUUCCUCGACGCGCUGAGCACAAAGCGGUCGACGAGCAUGCCCGGCACCCAGGGCCGCGGCGGGCAGACGAUCAGCGAGGUGGAGCUCAUGCGCCGGCGCCGGCUGCUCGACGCGCACCUCGUCUCGUAG
This is a messenger RNA of Epithele typhae, 2349 nucleotides long. Its product is annotated as alpha/beta-hydrolase. The record is from RefSeq and is a predicted model, not a curated record. The transcript has 13 exons. Bases 1 to 2349 code for a protein of 782 amino acids. Gene Ontology annotation, molecular function: triacylglycerol lipase activity; sterol ester esterase activity. NCBI's taxonomy places the organism in Eukaryota, Fungi, Basidiomycota, Agaricomycetes, Polyporales, Epitheliaceae. Gene Ontology annotation, cellular component: cytosol. Gene Ontology annotation, biological process: triglyceride catabolic process.